Molecule: messenger RNA, 620 nt
Organism: Racocetra fulgida
Lineage: Eukaryota; Fungi; Glomeromycota; Glomeromycetes; Diversisporales; Gigasporaceae
Source: the annotation of a GenBank genome assembly
AAUCAGUGUAUCCUUUUAAUUCUAAAAUUAUUAGUGCUAAGGAUGCAGCAUUAAUAGCAAAUUGGAUUGAUAAAGAACAAAAAGGGCACUAUCGUUUUAAAGAUAUACCUUUCAAAUUUGAUCUAAUUUAUCUUGCAAGCCUUGAAGAUUUUAGCAUUAAUAAGUUCCAUAGCAAAUGCGAUAAUAAAGAACCAACAGUUGUUAUAAUUAAAGUUCGAAACUCAGGAGAAAUCAUUGGUGGAUAUAAUCCAUUAAAUUGGCGCAGUACAGAAUUAAUGAAAAAUAGAAAUUUACCAUCUAACGUCUACAAUGAUUAUAAAUGCGAAACAUCAAGAAGUUUUAUAUUUUCAUUAUUUUCAUUAUCAAAUAGAACAAUUCCCAAAUUAAGUCAUGUCACUUCUAAACAAGAAGCAAUUAUUUGGUCUAUAGAUAAAGGACCAUGUUUUGGUUUACAAGAUUUGUGGAUAUUGUAUGAUCAUUCGCAGAAUGUUGCUACUGGUAGAUGUAAAAAACACUCUUAUAAUGUAGGAAUUAUUGAUAAAGAUACUUUUGAAAUUGAGGAAUAUGAAAUAUUUCAAAUUAAAGACAAACAAUUCUUACUUAAAAUAUUUAAUCCUAUU